Molecule: messenger RNA, 6765 nt
Organism: Argiope bruennichi
Lineage: Eukaryota; Metazoa; Arthropoda; Arachnida; Araneae; Araneidae
Gene: mbc
Product: dedicator of cytokinesis protein 1-like
Exons: 41
Coding region: 127-5937 (1936 amino acids)
Biological process (GO): cell migration; small GTPase-mediated signal transduction
Cellular component (GO): cytoplasm; plasma membrane
Molecular function (GO): guanyl-nucleotide exchange factor activity; small GTPase binding
Source: RefSeq, a predicted model, not a curated record
UUUAAUUAAAGGUGAUUCGCAGGAAGUGUGUAUGAUACGCUUCUUUUUUUUUUUUUUUCAAUUUGUGUUACACCCUUAUAAUAUUAAUGGAAAGCUGGGAAUUAAUAUAAAAAACAUUUUUCUAUCAUGACUAAGUGGACUUUCGUUAAAGACCGAGCAAAAUAUGCCGUUGCUGUUUGUAAUUUUAAACAAAAUGGGCCAUACAGACUGCAUCUCACUGUGGGAGAUACUGUUCAUAUAUUACAAGAAAAAGAAGAUUGGUUUUAUGGUUGCUGUACAAAAAAUAAGAAUGUAUGGGGCAUUUUUCCUAAAUCAUAUGUUGUGGUUAAAGAAUCGAUUGUUGAUAAAACUGGUCCUCAUGAAGCCAUUAUUCCAAGAGAACCUCCAAUUGUUCAAGAAAUUACUUCUGUCAUUCGAGAAUGGGGCAUUAUCUGGAAACAACUAUAUAUUAUGCGAGAGCCAGAAUUUCAAGUAAUUCGUAACAUGAUGUAUGAGCUUAUUGAAUGGCGUCGCAAAAUUAUGUCGGGAACGUUGCCAGUGGAUGAAUUGAAAGAAUUGAAACAAAAAGCUACCACAAAGAUUGAUGUAGGAAAUGCUAUUUUAGGCUUGGAUCUUGUCGUGAGAGAUGAACAUGGCAAUAUGUUAAAUCCUGAUAUUACCAGUGCAAUUGAUUUAUAUCGUGCUCAUGAAUUAGCUACGCAAAGGAUUAAGUUGAUGGCAAGCAAUUCUGUUGAUGAUGAUGAUAAUCGAAAUCAAAAGUCUUUGUCUAGACAUGUUCACAGUUUCUAUGUCACUGUAAAAAAUUUUGUAUGUAGAAUUGGAGAUGAUGCUGAUUUACUGAUGACUUUGUACGAUGCUAAAGAAGGACGGUGUAUAAGUGAAAGUUACCUAGUAAAAUGGAGCAAAGAAGGCUUAGCAAAAGACCUUGAGCAACUUAAUAAUUUAAGGGUUUUAUUUACAGACUUGGGCAUUAAAGACUUACAACGAGAAAAAAUGUUUCUAAUUUGCCAAAUAAUUCGAAUUGGGUCAAUGGAGCUUAAAGAUUGUGAUCAUAAACGGUCUACACAUAUUCAACGGAAAGCAUCCGAUGGAUUAAGGAGACCUUUUGGAGUUGCUGCUAUGGAAAUUACUGAUAUCAUGAAUGGAAAACUUGAUAUUGAUGAAGAAAAACAGUAUUUUAUUCCAUUUGUUCAGUGUAAUGAGCGAGAUUUUCUUGAUAAUUUGUUGCGUAAGGUUCUAACAAUGAAAGAAAUUACUCAAAAAGAACAUAAAGGACAAGGUCUGUGGGUUUGCUUAAAGCUUCUUCAUGGUGAUAUAAAACAAGUAAAAGAAGAAAAUCCUCAUCUCAUUAGUACUUCAACUGCUGUUGCACGUAAGAUGGGUUUUCCUGAUAUCAUAUUGCCAGGUGAUGUCCGUAAUGAUUUGUAUUUAACUAUAUCACACGGGGAAUUUACAAAAGGAGCAAAAUCAUCUGACAGAAACAUAGAAGUAUCAGUUAAAGUUUUGAAUGAGAAAGGGCAAUUAAUUCCUAAUGUUAUAAGUAUGGGCUGUGGAUCUGAUACUGUAAAUGAAUACAAGAGUGUGAUAUAUUACCAUGAAGAUAAACCCAAGUGGAUGGAAAAUGUCAAAAUAGCUAUACCAAUUGAAGAGUUUUAUAGUGCUCAUCUGAAAUUUACAUUUAAGCACCGUUCGUCAAAUGAUGCAAAAGAUAGAGCUGAAAAGGCAUUUGCGGUUUCAUUUGUCAAACUUAUGCAUGAGAAUGGGACAACAUUGAAAGAUGAAGUCCAUGAGCUUUUAGUGUAUAAGAUUGACUAUAAACGCUUUGAUGAUAGUGACAUUAGUUAUAUAAAUCUGCCUUCUACUCGCCAAGAACUGGAAAAGUAUAUUGCUGUUAAUUGUCCUCCUACACCUAAUAAAAAUUCAAAUAGUUUAAUUUCAUUGAAUGGCCUCACACUAAGUUCAAAAGACAGUUUUUAUAUUAACUCUUUGGUUUGUUCUACAAAGUUAACGCAGAAUGUUGAUCUACUCGGGUUGCUAAAAUGGUGGUCUAAUCCUGAAAAUCUGAAGAAUAAUUUGCUCUCUUUGAUGAAAGUUGAUGGAGAGGAAAUUGUAAAAUUUUUACAAGAUACUUUGGAUGCCUUAUUCAAUAUUCUCAUGCAAAAUUCAGAUUCGGAACUGUAUGAUAAUUUAGUCUUUGAAGCUUUGAUUUUCAUUAUUGGCUUAGUAUCUGAUAGAAAAUAUCACCAUUUCAGACCUAUACUUGAUUUAUACAUAAGAGAAAACUUUAGUGCUACUUUAACAUAUAACAAGCUAAUUGUGGUUUUAAAGUAUUAUGUUGAUAAUGCUUUACAAAAGGAAAAUCAAGAAACUCUUCUACGUACCAUGAAAUCUAUUGAAUACAUAUUCAAAUUUAUUGUACGAUCUCGUCAACUGUUUGCUGCUUUAAAUGAAGAUAAAGGUCGAGAAUCUUUUGAAAUAUCGAUGAAUCAACUAUUACAUUCAAUAACUUCUAUGAUGUUAUAUGACACUGAUUCUACUCUUCUUGUCCAAGGAGCAUGUUUGAAGUAUUUUCCUUUCACAAUUCCUGAUAUAUUAUCUGUCUUUGAUGGUUUAGAAUUAAGUAAUGUCCUUGUGAAGCUCAUCAAUAAUGUUCCAAGGGAUCGGCUAACUAAGCAAAAAAUGAUGUGUGUCAAUGAUUUAGUUCAUAGUGACCUUUUUCGAAUACCAGAGUGCCGUUUAAUCCUUCUUCCAAUGAUAUGUAAUCAAAUAAAGAACUUGUUGGAGAGAAAAGAUGAGAUGGAAUUAUCUGUUAAGAUCAUGAGUGAUAUAAUGAUUUAUUUAUAUGGUCGUGAUGUUGGAGCAACACACAAUGACAUAUCAGAAAUAAUGCUUUCUAUAUUGAGGACUAUCAUCCAAUGUGUAGUUCAUCUGGAACGUAAAAAUUCAUUAGUGGGUAAUGUUGUGGCAACAAUGAUUUCUGUACUUCGUCAAAUGACGCCUUAUCAUUAUAGUCAGUAUAUAAAUAAUUUUUCCACUAAAACAGAUCUUCUCGAUUUCAUUAUGGAAAUUCUUUUGGUGUUCAGAGAUUUGGUAAAUAAAUCAGUAUAUCCUUCAGAUUGGAAUGAAAUGAUUAUGUUACAAAAUAGUGUUAUUCUUAAAGCCUUGAGACAUUUCUCUGUGACUAUAAGAGACCGUUUUACAAAUCCAUUCGAAAUUCAAGUGUGGAAUAAUUUUUUUCACUGUGCCAUAGCCUUCUUGACUCAGGAUGCCCUUCAGUUAGAGAACUUUUCCCCACAUAAAAGGAACAAAAUAGUCCUUAGAUAUAAAGAUAUGAGACGUGAAACUGCAUUUGAAAUUAGAGCUAUGUGGUUCAACCUGGGUCCACAUCAGAUUCACUUUGUUCCUGGAAUGGUUGGCCCAUUUCUAGAAAUGACACUGAUACCUGAGGUUGAAUUGCGGAAGGCUACUAUACCCAUAUUUUUUGACAUGAUGCAGUGUGAAUUUUAUUCUCACAAAGGAUCCACGUCAUCUUACUCAUCAUUUUUACACCAAGACGACUUUUAUAUCUCAAAUAGAGAAAUAAAGUACAGCUUUGAUGAGUUUGAACAUGAAAUGAUUACUAAACUGGACACAUUAGUAGAAGGAGGAAGAGGUGAUGAAGAAUAUAAGGACUUAUUUUUAGAAAUUGUUGGUGGAUUAUGUGAAAACCAUCAGACCAUGCAUGAAAAAGGUAUGGCAUUUGUUAGAACAGUAGUAAGAUUAAUGAAAAGACUUUUGGAGUAUCGAAUGAUUGUAACAGAUGAAAACAAAGAAAAUCGAAUGAGUUGCACUGUGAAUCUUUUGGAAUUUUACCAUGAAAUCAACCGGAGGGAAAUGUAUAUAAGAUACCUGUAUAAGCUUUGUGAUCUCCAUCUUGACUGUGAAAAUUAUGUUGAAGCUGCUUUCACUCUUAAACUUCAUGCAAAACUUCUACGAUGGAGUGAAGAACCACUUUCACAGUUACUGAAAAAUGACAAGUACCCUAACUGUGAAACUCACCGAGAACUCAAGGAAUGCCUAUAUUAUGAUAUUCUCGAUUAUUUUGAUAAAGGUAAAUUGUGGGAGUCUGGCCUCGCUCUCUGUAAAGAAUUAGCUGUCCAGUAUGAAAAUGAAGUAUUUGAUUACAUUCAAUUAAGUAUUUUACUGAAGAGAAUGGCUGCCUUUUAUGAUAAUAUUAUGAAGCAAGUGCGCCCAGAGCCCGAGUAUUUCCGUGUGUCUUAUUAUGGACGAGGAUUUGCAUCUUUCUUGCAGAACAAGACAUUCAUUUACAGGGGAAAGGAGUAUGAGCGCUUAAGUGAUUUUAGUAGCAGGCUUCUGAAUCAAUAUCCAAAUGCUAAAUUAAUGACAAAACUUGCACCACCUGGAGAAGACAUAACUGAAUCAGAUAAGCAGUACCUUCAGAUCAACAAAGUGGAUCCAGUUAUGCAUGAAAGAGACAGAUUUAGGAACAAGAAUGUGCAUGAUCAGAUCAUGAAGUAUUAUAAAGUCAAUGAGGUGCAGAAGUUUACUUAUUCACGGCCCCUGAGACGAGGGGAGAAGGAUUCAGAUAAUGAAUUUGCUACUAUGUGGUUAGAGAGGACUAACUUAGUGAUAUCAUAUCCGCUUCCUGGCAUACUGCAUUGGUUCCCAGUGACAAGUUCCCAGUCAAUAGAAAUUAGUCCACUAGAAAAUGCCAUAGAAACUAUGGAAAUGACAAAUAAGAGGAUUUGUAAUUUGGUUUUGCAGCACCGAAGUGAUCCUAUGUUGCCAAUAAGCCCUCUUAGUAUGCUUCUAAAUGGUGUGGUGGAUGCGGCUGUUAUGGGAGGCAUUAUCAACUAUGAGAAAGCAUUUUUUACAGAAGAAUAUGCCCAAACUCACAAUACAAGAAAAGAUGCUGAAGGCAUUCAGAGAUUAAAAGAUUUGAUUGCUUGUCAAGUGCCUUUAUUAGAAGCAGGCAUAGCUAUACACAAACAGAAAGCUCCUGAAAACUUAAAACCUUUCCAUCAACAUAUGGAGGAAGCAUUUUUAAAGCUUCGUACAAAUAUUGAAGAAAAAUAUGGCAAAAAGGACAUGCCAGCAGAAUUACAAGAACGUGCCCCUAUUACCAUCAGAAGAGUGAAAACUGUACCAUCCAAGUCUAACAUGAAUGAACGUAUAUCUGAUACAUCUAAUUUUUCUUUAGAAUCACCUAGAAGAAGUGUUCAAUCAAAUUUAAGCAUUUCAUCCCUGCAGUCAUCUAAGACUUCUCCUAGUGUCCGAGGUGCAUCUAUUUUUGUGAAACCCAUUUCUUCAUCUUCCUCCAAGAGUUCUGGCAAGAAAAGCCGUGAGAGUUCCACUUUGACUCUGAGAAGAAGUUCAGGUCCUUCCAUCUCACAAAACCAUGAAGCUCAUUCUCAAUCCCAGUGGUAUGAUAUAUCGCCUACAACACCAAAAGCAGAUGGUCCUGUAAUUGAGCUUAGUGAACAAUUGACACCACAACGACCUCUACGCUCAGAAGUUGAGAAGAGGCAGAGUCGACCAUCCAGCGGCCAGUUUCGCCAUCAGACUCCAUCACCAACUGGAAUGAAUCGCUCUCCAAGUGCUUCCUUAUACUCCCUAUCUUUGCCCUCAACACCUUCAACCUUAUCCUGUGUUUCCUUAUCUAAUAACAUCGAGAAUAAUGAAGAAAAACCACCACCUUUACCACAGAAGCAAGCCUAUUCUGAUUAUACUAAUAUUACUGAAGAUAUGCAGUUCAAUUGUCCUACAAGGAAAAAUUCUAUGUCAUUAACAUUACGAGCCAAAAAUAAGCCGCCGCCACCCUUGCCAGUAAAAGAAGGAUCUUUAUCUCCAAAAUCACCGAAUAUCGAUUCAGAAUGCCCCCCUGAACUUCCAAAAAGGCCUCAUAUCAAACCCCCAGUUGAUGUUACUGAAAGUUGAUGUAUUUUUUCUAGUCAAGCUCUCAUGUCAUUUGCCAAAUUCAUAUGUGUCAUAACUGUGAUGUAAAGUUGUACCAUGUUUGCAUGCAUUUACGUGAGUUUUCUCUCAAGAUUACAUGGUUCUGAGAGUUAGUGAUAUUCAUGUUGAAGUCAUCAAAUGCUAUAUAUUGACAUAUUGCAAUUAUUAAUGGAUAAAAAAUAUAUUAUUAAGAUUUCUUUGCUCAUUCUUGUAGUCAUUUUGUGUAAUUUUUGAGAACAUAUUCUUUGGUCAUUAUUGUUUUGUCAUUAACUGCCAUAAAAUAUUUUAUAAAUGUAUAUAUGUUCAUGUUCACUUGCACACAUUUAUUUUGAACUAUGUGAAUAUUUUAUAGUUAUAAUCAGAAAAAAUAUAGUAAGAUAUAUUUCAAAUGAAAUGGAUGUUGUUUUAUAGUCAAGAAUGAGUGUUUUUAAAUUAUUUUUGACUGUUUAAGUUUUAAGUUCAAUUUGUGCCUGAAAAAAAUAUUCAGAAAAUAUUUAUAAUUGUGACAAAGCAGGAAUGUGCCAAUAUUGAAUUUUUCAGUUCCUUACCCUCACAUUUCUCAUUAAAAAGACACAUUUAUAUAUAUUUUUUCUUUGAAAUUUUUGUUCAUACAAUAAAUUGAUUGGAAAAUUAAUUUUUUCUUCUUCAUAUUUUGAACUUUGUUUCAAUGUUUUGUAUUUCGUUAAAUAAUUUUAUUUCUGAUGUGCUAAUUUUGAUUUCCAGAUUCAUUGUUUAAACUUUUAAAAAUAUCUUUUUAAUUUCUUUUGUUCAAACUUUUUAAAAUACAACAAUGGACCUUUUAAGAUUAUG